This is a messenger RNA of Dromaius novaehollandiae (emu), 4741 nucleotides long. Its product is annotated as Golgi phosphoprotein 3. The transcript has 4 exons. Lineage: Eukaryota; Metazoa; Chordata; Aves; Casuariiformes; Dromaiidae. The coding region runs from base 299 to 1183 and encodes 294 amino acids. Gene Ontology annotation, molecular function: phosphatidylinositol-4-phosphate binding. The record is from RefSeq and is a predicted model, not a curated record. Gene Ontology annotation, biological process: Golgi organization; Golgi vesicle budding; Golgi to plasma membrane protein transport. Gene Ontology annotation, cellular component: trans-Golgi network; cytosol; Golgi cisterna.
CUCCCCCUGGCCGCCGCUGCCACAUCCUCCGCUGACAUCAGCCCGCGCCGCCAUAUUGGAGCAGAAGCGCCGCCGCCAGCUCGGCCGCCGCAGGGGGGGACGCCGGCCCCUCGCUGCCUCCUCCUCCCCGCCGCGGCCGGCUCCGCUCCCCAUGCCUCCCCCCGGCCCGCCGGAGCCCCGGCGCGCGUAGGGCAGAGGCGGGAGCGGCCGCCGUCGCUUCUCUUUCUCCUCCGCCCUCCUCCCCGCGCCGCCGCCGCCGCCGCCGCCGCCGAGCCCCUCUGCCCCGCCGCCGCCAGCCAUGACUUCCCUGACCCAGCGCAGCUCCGGCCUGGUGCAGCGCCGCACCGAGGCCUCCCGCAGCGCCGCCGCCGACAAGGAGCGAGGCGCCGGGGGCGGCCCGGAGGACGAAGGCCGCCGAGACGAGCCAGGCGACGACGAGAAGGGCGACUCCAAGGAAACGCGGCUCACCCUCAUGGAGGAGGUGCUGCUCCUGGGCCUCAAGGACCGUGAGGGUUACACGUCCUUCUGGAAUGAUUGCAUCUCCUCAGGAUUGCGUGGCUGUAUGUUAAUUGAAUUGGCAUUGCGAGGGCGUCUUCAGCUAGAGGCUUGUGGGAUGAGGCGCAAAAGUCUAUUAACGAGAAAGGUGAUUUGUAAGUCAGAUGCUCCUACAGGGGAUGUUCUACUUGAUGAAGCUCUGAAACACAUAAAAGAGACCCAGCCUCCUGAAACAGUACAAAAUUGGAUUGAACUGCUUAGUGGUGAAACGUGGAACCCGUUGAAGUUGCACUACCAGUUACGGAAUGUCCGCGAACGGUUAGCUAAAAAUCUAGUGGAAAAAGGUGUACUGACAACAGAGAAACAGAACUUCCUUCUUUUUGACAUGACUACGCACCCUCUCACCAACAACAAUAUCAAACAGCGCCUCAUCAAGAAGGUUCAAGAAGCAGUUCUUGACAAAUGGGUGAAUGACCCUCACCGCAUGGACAAGCGCUUGCUAGCACUUGUUUAUUUAGCCCAUGCUUCAGAUGUUCUGGAGAACGCUUUUGCCCCCCUUUUGGAUGAGCAGUAUGAUUUAGCCACAAAGAGAGUGCGACAGCUUCUGGAUUUAGACCCUGAGGUUGAAUGUAUGAAAGCCAACACGAAUGAGGUUCUGUGGGCUGUUGUAGCAGCUUUCACAAAAUAACUGCAAUCAGACUGAAGUGUUCUCUCUUCUUUCAUGUAAACCAGUUGUUUCUCUUCUAUUGACUAUUCAUGUUUUCUGUAAUUUGUACCUUCUCACAUGAUGAAUCAGCUCUUAUUUCAUGGGAAUUAAGUGGUGUAUUCCCUCCUUCUCUGUGUAUCUGUAUACAGGAUUCUGCUGGUACAAGAGACCUUCCUGUUUAAAAGCAACAGAAAAAGGUUUUACUGCCAUAUUGGCAUUUCAUUUCUAUUAAAUUUAUCUGAAAUACUUGGUUUAAUCUGUUUUUCAUCUUUUUGUUAUUGCAGUGGUUUAACUUGGGAAGCACCUCAAGGAGGAAAUGUGCAUGCAGUUGGAUCACUAGUCUUAGCUGACACAGAGGUGUGCAUGCAUCAAUAGUUCUACAGUACAAUUCAUAACAGAUCAGAAAAGGGCCUUUUUAAAAUCACCAAAGCUCCAUAUUGAAGUAUCUGUCAGGACACUUUAUACACAGACAUUGUUUCAAUUAUACUUAACAAAAUUACUUUAAAAGCAGAAAUGCCAUUAAGCAGCUUUGUCAAUAGUUCUUGUUAAAUGCUCCGUGAAUUUCACUUUACAUGUAAAUCUCCCAUGUACUUACACUUUCAUUAGAACUGUAACUGAGUCAUAAGGCUAGUGUAGAAAGGUCCAAUUGUUUCAUAAAACAGUUUUGGGAUGGGAUACAUUCCAUUAUAUUGUAUAUAUAGUUCAAAAUGUAUAUUAACAAUCUCCCCCAUCUUAGUAUUUUGCAAGAUUUACUUAGUUGUACACCUGGUGCCCCCUUACUUGCUGUCAGUCAUCGCCAUUUGGUGGAAAGAAAGGCCUCUUACAAAGAGCAUGUAUGUGAAAGCUGUUUGUUUCCAGUGUCUGCAGAGUUUGCCAUCCAGGUAUUCUCAGUCUAUGCAUUGCCUUUGAUAAUUAGUGUAUGGAAAGAGACCACUUUCUAUCAUUGUUUGUAAUUUUUUUUUUCUGCUGUAUGGAAGAGGCUUGUGACCAGUACAGUUCUUGAGUGCAGUUUUUAAUUUUGUUUGUACACAAGUUAAUGUUUGUCUCUUAAAUGUCAUAAUCUGUUUUACACUUUAAAAACAAAAAGUCAGUCGUAGCCAGUGUUGCAUGUAAAUGGUUAGCAAGUAAUGACUGCAGUUCAGAUGAUUAAGAUUUCUGUAAUGGGACGCUCUACUAUAUUUUAAUUUUUUAUAUACAAUUAUGCUGAUUAGCACACUUGUAAAAAAAUAUAUAUAAAAAACUUUGGCUUUUUAAAAUUUAUUGCCUCUUUACCACUGCUUGUUAUUAUCUCCCGUUUGUUUCACAGUGUAAAUAUUAUGCAUUGAACAAAUUAAGCAUUGAUUUAUCUAUUUUUUUCCUCAUAACAGCGCAGAUUUAUAGCGGGGCUUACAGGUGUUUAGAAACUUUUUUUGGUUACUAUUCAAAGCAAGAAUACUAGAUGGUGUAUAACUGUAGAGUUGAAAUUUAAGGGAUCCCCUAAUCUGUAUACUAGCUUUUUACCUACAGUAAAUAAACUAUGAUCUUGAAAGUGCCUGAAACAGAGCAAGCAUGUCAUUUUUAUUUUGUGUUGCUAAUUAGAAAGGUUUUAUUGCUUAACUGAAAGCUUUAGUUAAUAUCCUUCUUAUUAGAAAGGGAGAGUUUAUAUUAAGUAGAUCAAACUGACCUAAUCAGUGGUGUCACUCAGAUCUGCAGGAUUCAUGACUGAGACAGACCGAGUUAGCUAAAGAGUAUGUGGCUGUGCCUGCCAUGGGCAGACCUCUUUCAUCCUGAGCACAGCUCUACAGCCUCAUCUGUGACUGGACUUCCAAUUUUGCACUUCAUUUUAAAACAUUUAGAUGCCUAAGUAGUUGACUUUAAAAUACAACUUAAAUUCAUCAAACCUCUAUAACCUUUUUUUAAUAAAGGUUUUUAAAAUAUGGUCCUUAACAUUUAAUGCUACGCUAUUCUUUCAGUUCUUAAAUGCUGUUUCUUUAGAAAAAUGACAUUAAAGUUGUAUUGCAAAGUAUUUCAAACUCUGGUUUACAAAUAAAAAGUUAAACAGUGUUUUCUCAGUUGUAAGAUGCUGUGUUUAAAACUUUGAGGAGCUUGGGCAUGAACUUUGGACAUUUCUUCUAAACUUUUUCAAAAUGUGAUUGCUUUAAGUGUGGGGGGGAAAUGAAAGCUGCUGUGUUGCUCUUAUAUUUGACAGCCUGCCGAAUACUUUUUGUACUUGAUAGCAUAUGUUAACUGGUUGCUUUUAUUGUCUCUCUCCUGUGUUGUGUAUUUUUUCCUUUUUUGUAGCUCUUUGAGAGGAGAGAAGCGUAAUUAAUUGGGAAAGUUAGAAAAGAGUAGGAUAUUCAGGAGCAAUUUGAGAGCAUAAAUGUUAAAAACUUGAAACAUGCUUCAGAUUGACAGUAUCUUUUCACAGUCCCUUUUCUGUCCCCUCAUCUUCAUUUCGUGAGUCUUUUUCAUGCUCGUGCUGGUUUCAUGUUAGGUUGUGGGGAAUAGUGGGGUUUUGUCCCCUUUAUAGCUAAUGCGGUAAGAAAAUCACCCAUCUUUUUAUCCCCUCCAGUAAGAGUUUUAAAAUUAUUUAAUGUACAAGACAGAGGCCUGCAGUAUUCAUUAUCACCUCAAUUUUGCUUAAAGGUAGAACCUCUGUCUGCAAUAGGGAGCGUUUGCAUUAAGUGGAUCCCUAAACCUCUCAGAUGGGUUCGGCACAAGCCACAACGGUUUGUGAAGGGAGACAGUAUCUUCUGUUGGCUGCCUGAUACGAACCAGAGGCAGGGGGACAGGUAGCUUUGGGGAUCUCAAGUCUAGGAUUGUGCUAUUAAAAAAAAAAAGAAAAGAAAAACUCGCAAAUGUUACUGGACCAUAAGUCUUAAAAUGAAGGUAAAUUUGCUACACUCUAAGGGAUGAUUAAGCAAACAUCAUAACAGAGGAAAUGUAAAAAGGUUUAACAUAGGAGACUGCUUUGUUCUGCUGAGAUUACAGUACCCUUCUUCCCAUUACCUACCACUGCAGCUCACAGAAGCCUGGUUUUGAGGCAGUUCUGGAUGCUCCUGAGUCUUCAGCCAGCCCUCACUGGCUGCUUAGAGUGAAGGUUGCUCUCCAUACCCUGAACUCAAACCAGUAUCUCAAGGAAAAAUAGACACUAUUUAGGGGCUCUGUUUUUUUAAGACAAAAUUUCCACUAAUGUAAAAAAUGAGAUUUAAAAGAUAAAUCCAGAAGCCAGUAUACUACUUUCUUUUUCUGUUUUUUUUUCUUUUGCAAAUUUUAUAGUCCUUGAGAUUUACAUCUUCCUCUCUUGUGUUUGUAGAGAUGACAUUACAGUGCUCCUCUCUGAGAUGUUAGUGAAAACUCUGCCAUACAUGAUGCUUUUGAGAUCUGCAUAUGCUUCCAGGUGAACAUGGCAUAAAUUGGCUAUAAAGGACUGGUAAUUGAGUGCUCAUGUGUUCAUGCCCAUUUCUCCUACAAAGUGAAGAUAUGUAUUAACUAAUGUGUUCUCUGUGAACUGGACUGAAUCUGUAAUGAAACAAAAUAAAGCACCCUUUCACGUUACAA